This is a messenger RNA of Pygocentrus nattereri (red-bellied piranha), 1913 nucleotides long. It is a transcript of the gene vamp8, whose product is annotated as vesicle-associated membrane protein 8 (endobrevin). Gene Ontology annotation, cellular component: plasma membrane; SNARE complex. The coding region runs from base 173 to 556 and encodes 127 amino acids. The record is from RefSeq and is a predicted model, not a curated record. Lineage: Eukaryota; Metazoa; Chordata; Actinopteri; Characiformes; Serrasalmidae. Gene Ontology annotation, biological process: SNARE complex assembly; vesicle-mediated transport; vesicle fusion. The transcript is spliced from 3 exons. Gene Ontology annotation, molecular function: syntaxin binding; SNAP receptor activity.
AAGGGGAGGAGGAAGAGACCAACAGAGAGAGACAGAAGGAGGAAGUAAAGACGGGAGCGGCGGCGUUUAGACUCUAAAAGCGUCUUAAACUAGCGACAAACUCUGUCAAACCCGGGACGCUUUGUCCUGCAUGCCGUGUUUCGGUGGAGAGGAGCAGCGUUUCCUGUAGACGAUGGGAGUGGGGGAUCCAAACAAGAUGGAGCAAGGGGCGGCGGCAGGUCCCGUGGAAACGGACCGAGUCAAGGCCCUGCAGUCUCAGGUGGACGGUGUAAAGGACAUCAUGACCCAGAACGUGGAUCGGAUCCUGGCUCGCGGUGAACGGCUGGACGAUCUGAUGGACAAGUCUGAGGACCUGCAGGCUGGGGCGCAGAACUUCAAGCAGACGUCUCAGAAGGUGGCUCGUGCGUAUUGGUGGAAAAACGUGAAGCUGAUCUUGGUAAUCAUUGUGGUCGUCAUCGUCAUUGUGCUCAUCAUUGUCCUGCUGGCCACCGGAGUGAUUCCCACCAACGGUCCUGCGCCUGGGCCUGCGCCUACACCCAAACCACCCGGCAAUUGAUGUGAUUCAGAACCAUGUUAAAGUGAUGGUUUGGCCAAAAAUCAAAUGCACAGGAUAUGCUAAAUGUAGUUGAAGUUUAGCGAUGAACUUUUCUCUAUAUCAAUGGACAAAGUAGUCUGUAUUUAAUCUGUAGUUUAAUCAUCAAAACAGAAAAUAUAGGUGUGAUAAUUUAGGCAUGUGUAUAUAUUCUGUAAGACUUCUUGUUAGCCACUAAAUUUGGGAUUAAAGGUGAAAAGUUUUUGAAUUUUGGCCAAACAGUCUCUUACAUUUGUAGCUAUAAAAGCCCGCAGAUACAAGCAUCCAUUCCUACAUGCACAUGAAGGCCGUCCUCCUCCCGAAGUGCCACAGGACACGCAGGUUUUUGUGCCAGUCCUGCAUUGACACACCUACCUCAGCCCUGUUAAAUGUUGAGAAGCCUCUGAAUGGGGAUAAUAAAACCUAAAAUUUUAAAAUGUGCCAUAAGUUUUGCACAGGCCACAUUUUGUAUUUUAUUUUUAUUUCCAAUGUGUUAAACUCAAACGUUAAUACGAGGAUGUGUUAACCAACAUCAAUCAACACGUAAUUUAAUCAAGGCUGCCCAGCCUUUGGUAUACAACUCUACGUGUGUCGGAUCAGGAUCAAACAAAAUCCUGCAAGACUGUGGCACAACCGGAGGAGCGACAUCCAUCCGUCAUAAACGCUGGUUUUACAUGAAUUAUUUUUAAAAUUCCUUUUAUUUGCACAUUUUUGCUCAGACAGGCACUGGUUUUUACCGUCUGCUGGGGUCACAGAGCUUCCGAUCCUCUGUUCUCCAGUCUGAAGGCCUUUAAACAGAAGCUUUGAAGCCGUACUUUCCUCACUGUUUUCCUCACAACAUUGCCGACAGUGAAUGAACGCUAGAGCAGGGUAGCUUUAACCUCUUUCCAAAAUGCAAAUGUGUCAGUUUCAUCGAUCGUUAGCAACGUUAACAUUGUAGCGGACAAAUAUUUGUUAAACUGGUUUAGCGGUACCAAGUUCGUCAUCGCCAGACUCCUGCUUCACAGUGAUGCAUGCUGUUAAUUUGGUGUGCUAAUGCUAAAAGCAGUGCGUGGUGUUCAGCGAUAACCUGAUGUUACACACUUAUAAAAAGCUGAAUUAUGGGGUGUUUAUUAGACGUCACACAUGGAAUCUAUUUUGAAAAGGCCCUGAAGUUCAUGUUAAGAAGAUUUGGGAAAAUAGGGACAUUAGUGCUGAAUGUUUCAGUAAGUUAUGUUACGGUCCCCAAACUUUUAUUUUAACAUGGCAUCUGUUCUUUACGUGGUUUAAACAUAUGACUAUUAUGAAUAAAAUUUCCUUAUGUAACCUUACAAUAAAGUUGAGUAACGUUUCUGUAAAGAUA